Megalobrama amblycephala (Wuchang bream) is the source of this 3981-nucleotide messenger RNA. RefSeq names its product Translocating chain-associated membrane protein 1-like 1-like. The record is from RefSeq and is a predicted model, not a curated record. Bases 165 to 1289 code for a protein of 374 amino acids. The transcript is spliced from 12 exons. Gene Ontology annotation, biological process: protein insertion into ER membrane; SRP-dependent cotranslational protein targeting to membrane, translocation. Lineage: Eukaryota; Metazoa; Chordata; Actinopteri; Cypriniformes; Xenocyprididae. Gene Ontology annotation, cellular component: endoplasmic reticulum membrane.
CUUCGUGUCGAGUCGAAUACUUCACAGCUUCCGGCACACAUCGUAAGCGGGUGUGAAUGUGGUGGGUCUUUCAUGACUGAAUAGUGUGAAUUUACCCGCGAUCUGCUUCACCUGCGAGUCUCUGCAGUAAUCAGGAGUGUUUAUUCUCUGUGAAAGAAGAGCGAAUGGGCUUCCGCAAGAAGAACAAGAGUCCGCCUGUGCUGAGCCACGAGUUUGUCAUCCAGAAUCACGCGGAUAUGGUGUCGUGUGUGGCCAUGAUCAUCCUCCUGGGACUCAUGUUUGAGGUGACAGCAAAGUUUGCCAUCAUGUUCAUCACAGUCCAGUAUAAUGUCACACAAAGCUUGGAUACAGAUGCAGAGGACAAGCCUGAACCUGUGAACUACUAUAAGUACGGUCCCAAGGACAUUGCAACUGUGUUCUUUUACCUGCUCAUUGCCAUAAUUCUUCAUGCCCUGAUUCAAGAGUACAUACUCGACAAAAUCAAUCGUCGACUACACUUGUCCAAAACAAAACAUAGCAAGUUCAAUGAGUCAGGACAGCUGGCCACCUUCUACUUGUUCUCCUUUGUCUGGGGCUGCAGCAUCCUCACCAAUGAGGAAUUUGUGACAAAUCCAACUUUUCUUUGGGAAGGUUAUCCUCAUAUUCACAUGGCUUUCCAAGUGAAGUUUUUCUACAUCUGUCAGAUUGCUUACUGGUUCCAUGCUCUUCCUGAACUGUAUUUCCAGAAAGUACGAAAGGAAGAUAUUCCACGUCAACUCUACUAUAUUUGCCUUUAUAUAUUUCACAUCACUGGUGCCUAUGUCCUCAAUCUCCACCGUUUAGGUCUAGUUCUUCUGGUGCCACAUUACCUGGUAGAGCUGCUGUUCCACGCCUCACGACUCUUCUACUUCAGUGAUGAAAACAAGCAGAAAGGGUUCACACUGUGGGCUCUGCUGUUUGUCAUCACUCGCCUCCUGACACUCACUGUUUCUGUUUUGACGUUUGGUUUCGGCCUGUCUCGCACAGAUAAUCAGGGAUUUUCCUUAGCAGAUGGAAACUUUAAUGUGCUCACUGUUAGGAUGACAUGCCUGUCAGCCAUCUGCCUGACCCAAGCCUGGAUGAUGUGGAAAUUCAUAAACUUCCAGCUAAAGAAGUGGAGAGAACAAUCUCAAAUCCAGGCCAGUAAGAAGAAAGCUGUCAGCCCGAAAAGCAGACCCAGCAAGAAGGACUCUCGAGGGGGGUCAGUCAAUGGAGUCAUGAAACCAGAUGACAAGACAUCACCAAGAGCAAGAAAAUCGAAAACCUCGUAAGAGGAAAGAGACCACUUGUGAUGCGAAAUGUGAUGCUCUGUUUCCACUCUGAACUUUAGAAAAUAAACGGACUGAUAAGUGCGAAACAAACCACAAACUAAGGAACUAAGUUGUAUGGCAUGGUUCAGGUUUAAUUUUUCUUAUGUUUUUCCUGUCUGUCUCCUAAAAAAAAAAUGAACUAUAUAUUUAUAAACAUUCAUUAUAUCCAUUUGCUCGUGACUUUUGGCAAGAUUGAGAGGUUUUCUGAAUGCUUUGUGAUGGACAUGAAGAUGGUUGCACUGCGUUACAGUUGCUUAAUCCGUGGGCAUCCUCACUCACUCGUUGAGAUGUGCGAUUUAAGUCCAAUAUCUGCACAAUGGAAAUAUUUCUGUCUGUCUUGCUAAGAAGUUUAUAUGGCCCUGAUCUUAACACAGUUAAACCCUAUUCGACAUAAUUUCUGUGCUUCUUAUGAAACACACUGUGUGGAUAGAAGCAUUUGAGAAGUGUCCUUCAUUAAUUGUUAUCCUUUAGCCCCUAAUUCCUUUUAAGCUACUAUGAAGCUCAGUAAGAAACUCCAAUAUAAAGAGACUGAGGUGGCGAAGGACUGCUGUCACCUGCCACACAACAUGUUUUUAUGUAGCUUUUAAAUGACCUUAGCUGUGUAAUUUUACAUUUAAAUACUGAGAGCAGGAACAACUAAUUUUAGGCUCCUGUUUCAGUGUUUGGCUGGGUGUGAAUAUCGUUAAAGGAGAAUCUUUCUGUAAUUGUUUAUAGCUACAAUAGUUGAGGUAGAGCUGUUUGUAAGGGCUCCCCCUGGAGGCUUGGGCGAUGCAGGCAACUGGUUUGAGGGUGUGGUUUCAGUUUUUGGUGGGUUUUUUAUGGACAGUUGUUUAGGUGGUUGGAUGAUGGCUCCCCCUGCAGGCUUGGAUGACUUUUUUGGAUCUUUCCCCAAGAAGGGUUUACAUUCUAACCCAGGACAAUUAAAGAGCCUAAGUGUUGGUGCCUUGGUGCUUAUCAUGGCUACCAUAUAUGGUUAUCGAUAUAAUCCAUAAUACAUUGGUGGUGAUGAUAUCACUUUUAGUUUCAGUUGUGAUGCUAUUUAAAGACUUCACUAUGAAAUUGUGUAAGUGUGGAUUUUAUCUUAGACGCAAUGAAAGCCAGUCUUGUGGUAAAUGUUUCAAAUGAUUAAAAAAUCGUAAGAGGUUUUUUAGAGCGCGAAAUGUUGCAAUGUGCAGGUAUAUGGAGAGUUUCUGUGAGUUACACAGAAAUGUGUGAAGCCCUGAAGCUCUGUUCUUAUAUGAAGAGUGUUGUAACAUCACUUUUUCAACACUUUGUGGCCUUUUUCCUUCUGUUUGAGUGAUUUGCUCUCUUUUAUCUGUCACCUAAUAACUCUGUGAUAUCCAUGCUUGACUGUGUCUGUCAGCAUGGACGUGUAGUUCAUAUGAAACCAUACGAUUCUUUAAGUGUCCUUAAGGUAACAAGAGUAGAAGUUGUGGUCUUUCUCGGUUUAAGCACUGUUGAGUUCUCUUUGCGUCUGUUAUGUGUUUAUUAGUGUGAGAGAUUUUGAUAUUCUUUAUCUUUGUUUAAAUGCCGUGAACGUGUGCAUGUUGCAAUCUGUGAAAGAGUUGCCUCAUUGAGAGCGUUUAAUGCCUAAUAGAAAUAAAACCAUAGGCCUGGAAACAAAAGUGGUUCUGUUAAACCUUUUUUUUUUUUUUUUUUUUUUUUUUUUUUUUAAACCAAGUGGGUAAGCAAGACACAAACUGCCAGUUCAUUUCAUUUAUUGUGUGAACCCUGUCUUCACACACAUACUAUUGGAUUAUACAGAUUCACAUACACACACUGUGGUGUGUAUCAGUUGCCAAAUUGAUUAUAAGGGACUUGCUGCUCUCUCCCAAUUAUUUUGUCUGUACUACAUAUUAGAAAUCGUACUUGGUUUCGCUUCAUAUAGUUCGGUACAUUUGUAAAAACCAAAAGAGCCCAGACUCAAAGCAGACACAUUCUUGAGCAAAGAUUUUGUAGAAACGUUUGUAUAGUGACCUUGGUGUAACGCUCAGAGGUCAUUCUCAAUUCAGGGUUUUAAAACCGCGAUCUGUAAUUGCUGUUAGUAACCGUAGUGCAUGUUUUGAAAGAACACCGACGCCUCCGUACACCUGUAUGGAUACGCCUCACACAUAUGUAAAGCUUUGUUUGUAAUGCAAAGCUGAUUCUUGAAAUUCAAGUUGGUGCUGGUUCUUGUCUGACAAAUGUUGUCUUUGAGGACAGGACUGAAUAGAGGAGUCAUUUAGGUUUGAUUAAAGUAAUAAAAUCUCCCAUGAUUAAACAGAAGGGAUAUUGAUUAUGUUUCUAUUCCAAACCUCCAACUAACCCCAAAUUCUAACUUUUUUGUUUUUCUUCCUUGUGUGGUUCAGGAUUUGUCUGAGGAAACUUUUGUUUUGUUUGUUUGCAGACUGAUGCUUGGUAAACUAAAGACAAAAAGAAAAUAAUUAAAAGUAAUUCACUACUGAAUAAUUGUCAGAUUUUUAAACUAUUUUUAUAGCUUUGAAAUGUUGAGAGAUGAACAUUAUUUAGAGCAUAUAAAUAUUUUACUGCUUUAUGGGUUCAUUAUUUUUAUACUGUGUGGGAGAAGCUUUCUACCAUUUCAGUGGGACUGCAAAUGAUAAAUACUUUUAGUAACAUUAAAUAUUGUGAAAAGAUUAAAACUUUACUGCCACUA